CCUAUUAAAACCGCCGACCAACAAACUGGACUCUGGUCGUGGUUCCCGUUGGAAUGGUAAGCCAGGAAGGUGCAAGACGCUUGCAGAACCGCACUCAGCCGCAGCACGCAAAUAGAACCACGAAAAAGGAAUUCUAAUUCCUUCUGCAACGCUCCGGAAACCAAUCAACCCGUUCGAUUUCUUCUUCCACCCGGCAACUCUUAAGAUUACGGCUAGCCUUUUGAACUACCGACGAAAACAAACAUCUUGCCGUGCAGUGCCGGUUGUGGGAGUGAUCCGAAAAUGAGUCUUUUACCGAAAACGACCGCCGAUUUCGGCUCCACCGAGUACUGGAACAGUUUCUUCCGGAAGCGUGGCAAACAAGCGUUUGAAUGGUACGGCGAGUAUCCCGAGCUGUGCGGUCAGCUGCACAAGUACAUAAAAGCCAAGGAUGAGCUGCUGAUGGUGGGCUGUGGCAACUCCAAACUCAGCAUGGAUCUGUACGAUGUUGGCUUCAAAAAAAUAACCAACAUCGACAUCUCGCCUGUGGUCAUCAAACAGAUGCAGGACGCCAAUCGAACCGCCCGACCAGAGAUGACCUGGUGCCAAAUGGAUGCGACUGCCAUGACCUUCCCGGACGAAACGUUCUCCGUCGUGCUGGACAAGGGUACACUCGAUGCACUCUUCACGGAUGAUUCGGAAACCGUGCUGACUACCGUCCGGAAAUAUUUCUCCGAAAUCCGGCGCGUACUACGAACCGGUGGCCGGUACGUUUGCAUUUCACUUCUGCAAGAGCACAUCCUUCGCGAGGUAGUUGAACACUUCCCGGCCAACCACUUUAUGCUGCGUAUCGUUCGGUGUCCGGAAGCAGGCACUAGACAACAAAGUGAAGACGGUAGCGGAUCAUCGCUCGUUGUGUUCGCCGUAGUAGCCACCAAAUUCAAGGCCUUACCGAUGCGGGUGCUGGAAGUGUGCUUAGCCGGUGAUCAAAUGGAGCGUGUACAGCGAGCAGAAGAGCUGGUAGCGGCCAUUGCCUCGGCCCAGAAAGCUGCCAUGGUGUGUAACGGUUUGGCACGGGGUAGUAUCGCCGGUAUGGCCGAAGUAUCGAUCGAUUUGUUCCAUCCAAACGAAAAGAGCGUACCCCGCUACUCCAUACACGUACUGGAUCAGGCCCCCAAGCGUGGCAGUGGCAAGUAUGCGGCAUUUAUCGUGCCACAAGGACGCGAAACGGAAUGGCUGUUCGCGACACCGGCCGGUCGCCAGAAGCUUCAGCAAUCAGCCAACUUUGAUCGCCUAGCAGUCGUAACGCUGCAUCGUGGUCAACGGUACGAAGAUUUGGAAACGGUUAAAGAGGAACUUGGGGAGAGCGUAAAAUCUCUGACCCCAGCAGGGAUUCAAGGAACUAUUCCCUACCUCUCGAUCGGUGCCGAGGUUGGACGGCGAGAAACGAUACACUCGGGCCAUAGUGCACUGUCUGGAGAUUACGUGGUGGAAGAAGUUGUUGGCGAUAAUGGGCGCCUACUGCGACGCCUCAUAUUCCUCGCCAAUCAAUCCGUCGUACAAUCGGAAGCGGCACUGCGGAUGGCACGUGUCCGCGGAUCCCGUGCCCCACAGAAAGUGGUCGAUCCGGGUCAUCUCGCAUGCCAGCAUCAUCUCUACAUGACGAUCGGUGUUCAACUUGCGAUGAAACUUGCGGCAUCACCACCACCACCGAUCGCCAUAGUUGGUCUCGGUGGCGGUGGACUUUGUACGUUCAUCCGGGAGUGUCUGCAGCAAACGCACAUCACGGCGAUCGAGAUCGAUGAGGAGAUUGAACAGAUUGCUGUGAAAUAUUUUGGCCUCAAACUCGACGAACGGUUGCGCGUUGUUAUCGACGAUGGAGUGCGUUUUCUGGCAACCGAAGCCACCCGUGGUGCUCACUACACGGCCCUGCUGUUCGAUGUGGACAGUAAAGAUCCGACCGUUGGAAUGAGUUGCCCACCGGCAACAUUCGUGGAGCCGGAUGCUUUGACGAACGCGAGGAAACUCGUCGGCAGCGACGGUAUCUUCGUGCUGAAUCUAGUUUGCCGCAACGAUGGCCUACGGGAAACGACUGUUUCUGCGCUCAAGCGUACCUUCCAGUAUGUGCUGUCGUACAAGCUGGAGGAAGACGUUAACGAAGUGUUCUACUGUACCGACAACGAACGGCUUCACGAUGCGACCAGCUGGCAGGAGCAGCUCCGCGAAGCAGCAGACGACGUUAACAAGCUGGCCAAGAAGGAGAAACUGACGCGCGAGUCCGAGCUGAUCGAUUUGAGUGAUUUUUUGAAUGCGCUGAAAAUAUAGAAUUAUUUCGAAUAAAGUUUUUGUUACUCGCAGA
Molecule: messenger RNA, 2338 nt
Organism: Anopheles aquasalis
Lineage: Eukaryota; Metazoa; Arthropoda; Insecta; Diptera; Culicidae
Product: eEF1A lysine and N-terminal methyltransferase homolog
Molecular function (GO): S-adenosylmethionine-dependent methyltransferase activity
Source: RefSeq, a predicted model, not a curated record